AUGUCAAAAUGGUAUGCAGUUUCAGCUCCAACAAAUGUCCAACACGCAGUCACAUUAGUUAUAACCAAGCCCAUAAACAAGGACCAGCACAAGAACUUGCAUAGAGCUUCUCUGAAGGGGGAUUGGUCUGAAGCAGAAUCCAUACUAAAAAGCAAUAAAGAUGUAGUGAAAGAGGCAAUCUGCAAUGACGGCAGCACAAUACUUCACAUAGCAGUUGGAAAAGGUGAUAAGGGUUUCAUACAAAACUUAAUUUCAUAUAUAAAUGUUGCAGACGUACUUGUAAAGAGAAGUUCCGAUGGAAGCACAGCCCUUCACAUUGCUGCCAUUGUUGGGAACACAUAUGCAGCCGAUCUCUUGGUUAAGAAAAACAAAAACUUGUUGCAAAUUAAAGACCAUAAAAAUCAAGAAGCAUUGCAUAAAGCUUAUGAAUAUCUGCAUCUUGAUACCAUUGAAUAUUUGUCCAAAGCCACUGAAGAUUGGGCUGAUGUUGAAAUAAGCGUUGACCUUCUUGUUAAUGUUAUUUCUGGAAAUCAAUACAAUUUAGCGUCAAAAUUAAUCAAAAAGUUUCCCAACUUGGCUGUGCAAAAUGAUGAAGUACUCAUGGCUAUAGCUAAAAGUUUUCCAAGUGGGCUAGGCUACUGGGAAGCACUUCUCUAUCCAUCUUUGGGGACUAUCUGGAAAACGAUAUUGUCUACAGGGAUCAUGUCGUUAACACAUGUCAAAAUGUCAUUAGUUCCAUUAAGAAUACUUCUUUUCGUCUAUCAGUUGAUAUACUUCCUCAUAUUGAUGAUUUGUUUCCUAUUCCUUGUGCUCUAUUAUGCCUUGUGGAUGGCAACAGUGAUAACACCCUUUAAGCACAUGAAGAAGAAAAAGGAGUGGGAAGAAGCAAAAAGGGUUUUAAGAUUGGUAUGUGAUGAGAUUGACAAGUUAGAGAUUGCUGCUACACGUAAUUCUUUUUACAACAGAACAAUUAUUGUGGCUGAAUGUCAAGGUGCAUAUAAGGUUGUUGAUGAGAUUUUGUUUAGAUCACCUGAAGCAAUUCAGAGUACAGAUGAAAAGGGGCAUGACAUCAUUCAGUUAGCUGUUUUACACCGUUCAGUUAAAAUCUACAACCUUAUUUAUGACGAUGUGGAGCGAAAGAAUCUUUAUAAAAAGUUACUUGAUUCUUCCAAGAAUAAUAUGUUGCACUUGGCCGGGAGGUUGGCACCUUCACAUAAACUGGAUCAAAGAUCAAAUCCCGCAUUACAACUACAAGGAGAACUUCAAUGGUACAUGGAAGUGAAGAAACUUGUGUUUCCUACAUACAUCACACAAGAGAACAAUUCUAAGGAGACACCGGAUACAGUGUUCACAAGGGAACACGAAAACUUGCUGAAUGCAGGAGAAAAUUGGAUGACAUCCACAGCAAAGUCAGGCAACAUCAUUGCAGCACUAAUUACAACAAUCGUAUUUACAGCAGCUAUUACUGUUCCAGGUGGAAGCAAUGCAGAAGGGGUUCCUGUGUUGAAAGAUAGCACUGCCUUCACCAUUUUUCUUAUAGCAGAUGUAAUCUCACUAUGUGGAUCCAGUACUGCGAUACUAGCGUUCACAUCGAUCAUAAUUGCACCUUUUGCUGAAAAAUAUUUUCUAAAUGCUCUUCCAAUCAGAAUACUUCUCGGUCAUUUCUCUUUGUUCCUCUCAACAACUUCAAUGAUGGUAGCCUUCAGCGCAACAACUUACCAUGUCUUUUAUGAUGAAAACCCAUGGAAGAUUGGACCACUAUGUGCACUAGCUGAACUUCCGAUUAUAUAUUUUAUUUCUCAAGAAAUCCCCAUGAUAGUAGUUCUAAUAUGGUCGACCUAUGUAAGCAUCUUUGGGAAGCGAAGGAAAAGUGCUUACAUCAGAUUUCAUCCGGACAAGUUAAGAUUGUAUCUUGCUCUCUGA
Messenger RNA from Lactuca virosa, 1923 nucleotides. Lineage: Eukaryota; Viridiplantae; Streptophyta; Magnoliopsida; Asterales; Asteraceae. The record is from the annotation of a GenBank genome assembly.